Caenorhabditis remanei is the source of this 558-nucleotide messenger RNA. RefSeq lists its product as uncharacterized. The record is from RefSeq and is a predicted model, not a curated record. The transcript has 3 exons. The coding region runs from base 1 to 558 and encodes 185 amino acids. Lineage: Eukaryota; Metazoa; Nematoda; Chromadorea; Rhabditida; Rhabditidae.
AUGGUAGUGGAAAGAAUUGUAGACAGAAGAAGUAAUUUACGACUAUUCAAUUUUUAUGAUCCAUAUCACGAAGAGAAAAUGUUUUCAUUCUCUUCUGAUAAGCAACCAAAACAGUUGCAUACAAGAGAACAGAUGAUAAUGUUCCAUUCUCCAGUAAUCGAAUCAUUUUUCGGUGCUGGAUUUAGAAAAAUGUCAAUUAUUCGUCACCCUUAUUACUGUCAACUGCUUCUACAACUGGUUCAUGGAACUCAAUUACAACUGAGUUACACUGCAAUAGGCAGACUUCUACCUAUUGCAAAUCGUUACAAAGUAUACUCCGUGGUUCGGAAAUGUGAAUUCCGACUUCUUUGCUUGAUGAAAAAUGACGCGUCUUCAGAAACUCUUCAAGAAUAUUUCAAUCUUGCAUUAAGGUACAACUUGAAAACGCUAUGGAAUGUCUUGUUGAAACGUGUGACAUCUCUGAAAGAGUUGAAGGUCUACACGAGUCAAAUGAAUGUUGGAACGAUGCCAGGAGAAGCGAUGAAAAAAGUAGCACAACGCAUUUUUUCGUUUGGCUAA